Messenger RNA from Aspergillus uvarum CBS 121591, 1065 nucleotides. Its product is annotated as GIG1 family protein. NCBI's taxonomy places the organism in Eukaryota, Fungi, Ascomycota, Eurotiomycetes, Eurotiales, Aspergillaceae. Gene Ontology annotation, cellular component: cytoplasm. Bases 162 to 920 code for a protein of 252 amino acids. The record is from RefSeq and is a predicted model, not a curated record. The transcript has 2 exons. Gene Ontology annotation, biological process: N-acetylglucosamine metabolic process.
CGACCCUGAUUUUCCCUAUCUUGUUCAACAAUUCCGAUCUCCAUUCUCUUGUCGCCAUUCUCCUCUAGUCCCAUACUGCAUACUGCAUACUCCAUACUCAUAGAUCUCCUCUCCUCCCCUCAUCGCCCCUCCAUUUCCUAAUCAGACAUCCUCUUCCAGCCAUGACGAUCGACACCAACCCGGCCGAAGAGCCACCAGCAUUCAACCUAACCGAGGUCGAUCGUCAGGUCCUCGCGCAGACCGAUGAAGAAUUUAUACUCCACGACUGGGAGGAUCUCAAAUCCAUCAUAGCGCGCAACGAUCUCGGCAUCCUCAAGCGGAAACCCUCCGACCUGCACCGCUACCUGGCGUGGUCGGCGUCCACGAAACAAAAAUACGGCUCCAUCACCAACUACAUCUGCCAGGAGCGACUGCACUGGGUGCUGCCGGGCACGACCACCAUCACCGCCACUAACACCAACAAGCCCGGAGUAACCACUACUACCACCACUGCAGCGGUAGUCUCCGCAGAUAGCGGGCCCGUCUUCCCCUACAACAACCCAACGCCCUUCGCCGACCCAGCCGACUACAAAAUCCUGCGGAAUGACUGGCCCUAUGGCCUCAGCCCGGGGAUUGCGCACCUAGUUGUCUGGCUCCGCACGCCCGUGGCCGUGAACCCGGAUGACGGGGAUCUGACGCCCGAGUCGCGCGCCCUGAUCGAGGGCUUCGUGCUGCGCACGUUCGUGGGCCGGUUGGCGGCGGAGCAGCGCAAUGGGAAUGGUGGGUUGUUUGCCGACUCGCCGCGCGACCAUGUGCUCUGGUUCAAGAACUGGACUGCGCUGCAGAGUGUCCGCAGUCUGGAGCAUAUCCAUGUGCUGGUACGGGAUGUGCCGGAGACGAUUCUGUUGGAGUGGACCGGGGAGGGGCCGCCGCAGCAUUGAGAUGAGCCCUCCGAGGAAUAUGCAUAUAGAUAUAUAUCCAUGCCUAUAUCCUCUAGUCAUCUCCGUCGUCAAUAAAGUGAACGAUCUGUCGCGUUUGGCGCAUUUCCCAGCUUUUAGCCAUAAUGAAAAUCCUCCAUUGAACCUA